Messenger RNA from Lepidothrix coronata (blue-crowned manakin), 1811 nucleotides. It is a transcript of the gene GASK1A, whose product is annotated as family with sequence similarity 198 member A. Bases 1 to 1146 code for a protein of 381 amino acids. Gene Ontology annotation, cellular component: Golgi apparatus. NCBI's taxonomy places the organism in Eukaryota, Metazoa, Chordata, Aves, Passeriformes, Pipridae. The transcript is spliced from 5 exons. The record is from RefSeq and is a predicted model, not a curated record.
AUGGCGAAGGUUGGGGAUGAAGCUCUCAGCCCCAGCAGCUGUCCCCCAUGGGAGGUGGCUGACCCGCUAUCUGGAGGACAAGCCCGCAGAGAAAGGCUCCCUGUACCCCUCACUCGCUCACGGCGGGACCAGCCCCCUGGCCGGGGCAGGAGGCGGCGCCGGGGUGUGGAGAGGGAAACUCCCCUGUGGCUCUCUGAGGAUGACCUCCAGAAGAUGCAGCUGCUGGCCAGUGGGCAGGUGGUCUCCAAGACCCGCAUACCUGCCCAUGGGCAAGUCAUGCGAGUGGGGCUGCAGCUCGUGGGAGAUGCCAAAGGGAAUGUCUUGCCAGCCAGCCCAGAGAGGGACUGCCAGGAUGGGCGCUGUGGGCUCAUCAAGCGCCCCGGGGACCUCUAUGAGGUGCUGGCCUUCCACCUGGACAGGGUGCUGGGGCUGAACCGCAGCCUGCCCGCUGUGGCCCGGCGCUUCACCAGCCACCUCCUGCCCUACAGCUACACCGACGGCUCCCUGCGCCCCAUCAUCUGGUGGGCUCCUGACCUCCAGCACCUGGAGGAUGCCAACAACGACCAGAAUUCCUGUGCCUUGGGGUGGCUGCAGUAUCAGGAUAUGCUGCAGCCCCACAGACUGACGUUGAUGGCUGGGGAUGCCCCCUGCUCCAGAAUCCCACACGGCGAGUGGAGCCGCCUGGCCCUCUUUGACUUUCUUCUCCAGGUUCAUGACCGCCUGGACCGCUACUGCUGUGGGUUUCAGCCUGAUCCCUCUGAGCCCUGCAUGGAGGAGAUGCUCCACGAGAAGUGCCGGAACCCAGAAGAGCUGGUCCUGGUCCACAUCCUGGUCCGGAGGAGCGCGCCAUCCCGCCUGGUGUUCAUCGACAACGCGGGCAGGCCACAGCACCCUGAGGAGAAGCUCAACUUCAGGCUCCUUCAAGGCAUAGACAGCUUUCCAGCGGCGGCAGUGGCCACGCUGCGAUCAGGCAGACUGCAGAGCCUGCUGCUGGAGUCACUCCGUGUGGACCGGGAGCUCUGGGAGAGCCAGGGCGGUGCCAAGGGCCUGAUACCCCUGCUUCAGACCAUUGACAGGCGGGCACGGAUCCUGCUCAGGUACAUCCGAGAGCACAACCUGACAGUGUUCGAGGACUUGCCAUGGUGAACUGACCUCCAGUCAGCACAGAGUUCCUGCCUGGCAAAUCCCAACAGCAACAGAUGUACCUCACGCCCUCAGCAUGGGUGAUAUGAGACUGCUUGGCUCUCCACAAGGUGUUUCCCUCCACCUUGUAGAAUGCUCUGGAAAAGCAGAUGGGAUCACAGGGAGUAGGAAAGACAAGGAGGAGAUGUCUCCUGAGACAAUCCACAACUGCUUGAGAAAGGCAACAGUCAUCAAGUCAUGGUCUCAGCAUGGAUUUUCAAAGGAGGGGCAUAUCCAUGAGAUUUUUGAGUGCCUUCUUCACACAUACACACACACACACGUGCACGCACACAAACACACACACACACAGCUACUAUAAAAACUGGAGGCUCGGACAACUGAACAUGGACUCUGGUAAGGGUUAAAAAGCAGUGGAAGAAGUCACUGACAGCCUUUCCAUGCUUGUACUGGACUUUUUGAUGAUGCUUUCCGAAACAUCCCAGUCAGAGAGGCAAGGGGAAACCAGCGGUGAACUUUCUAAGUGGAUUAAGCAGGGACAAGAUGCUAGAGCUGAGUUCUGCCUGGCACUCCCAUGGAGGGGAUCAUGUGUGCUUGGGAGCACGUGUAAGCCACUGCUUGAAGCUGGGGCUAGGCAGGACCUGGGUCUGCAGGAGCACUGGACAGCAACA